Messenger RNA from Saxophila tyrrhenica, 1617 nucleotides. RefSeq lists its product as uncharacterized. Gene Ontology annotation, molecular function: iron ion binding; monooxygenase activity; heme binding. The transcript has 3 exons. The record is from RefSeq and is a predicted model, not a curated record. Lineage: Eukaryota; Fungi; Ascomycota; Dothideomycetes; Mycosphaerellales; Extremaceae. The coding region runs from base 1 to 1617 and encodes 538 amino acids.
AUGCUCAGACACCUCACAGAAAGAACCUGGGCCAACACCAUUGUCUUCUUCACCUUCAUCAUCACCCUCUCCUGCUUCUCCCGCUACAUCUCCACCUUCAUCUUCUUCGGCUCUUACGCCACCUCACUCUACUUUUACCUCUCGCUCACCUCAAAUGCCGUCAGCGAGGAGCGUAAACUCGACAAUCUAGGCAAACGUGCGCCUUCCAUCCCAAGCUACGCGCCAUGGGGUCUCGAUAUACUGUUUCGAGCUCUGUACGCAUUUACACAAUGGCGGAACCAUGAGUUCUGGUAUUAUGCUUUUUCGCAGAAUAAAAAUGCGAAUAAUCAGUGGACUGUUGAGGCCAUGACGCUUGGCCAGCGAUUGACCUUUACAGCGGAUGAGGAGAAUAUCAAGGCUAUUCUCGCGACGAAGUUCCAGGAUUAUGGAAAGGGACCGCAGUUUAGAAAGGAGUGGAAGGACUUUCUUGGGUUGAGCAUCUUCACAACCGAUGGCGAAAUGUGGCACAACUCCCGCAUGCUCCUCCGUCCACAAUUCAUCAAAGACCGCGUCUCGGACCUGCACACCUUCGAGACGCACGUCCAAAAGCUCCUGCCACUGCUCGCCGGGAGCCACAACGGCGCCACAGUCCGCGUAGACGACCUCUUCUACCGCUUCACCCUCGACGCAGCCACGGACUUCCUCUUCGGCGGCAGCGUCAACAGCCUGGAAGACAGCCAGGCAGACUUUGCGGAGGCUUUUACUGAAGUCCAGCGCACGCAGGCGACCAUCGCGCGAGCAGGGCCGUUGCAGCAUUUCGUGCCCAAGAAGUCGUUUUACAAAGCGCUCGACACGUUGAACGCGUUCGUCGGCCGCUUCAUCGACCAGGCGCUGCAGCUGUCGCCGGAGGAGUUGGAAAAAACGACGAAGUCUGACGAAGGCUUUACCUUCCUGCACGCAUUGGCCAGCUACACUCGAGACCGAGAAGUGCUUCGCGAUCAACUCGUCGCCACCCUCCUCGCCGGACGCGACACAACCGCCGUAACACUCUCGUGGCUCUUCUACGAACUCUCCAACCACCCAGAAGUCGUGCAGAAACUACAACAAGAAAUCACCACCUCCGUCGGCCUGAACCGCGAACCAACCUACGACGACCUGAAGAACAUGCGCUACCUCCAACACACCCUGAACGAAGUCCUGCGCCUCUAUCCCGUGGUGCCGUACAAUGUCCGCGUAGCCCUCAACGACACCACAUUACCCCGUGGAGGCGGCAAAGACGGCACGGAACCUAUUGCUAUUACCAAGGACACGCCGGUCGGGUACAGCACGCUCAUCUUGCACCGGCGGGAAGACAUUUACCCUUCCCCUUCUGCCACGUUCAAGCAUCACUUAGAGUUCUCGCCGGAGCGGUGGGAAAACUGGACGCCGAAGUCGUGGACGUAUAUCCCGUUUAAUGGGGGGCCAAGGAUAUGCAUCGGCCAGCAAUUCGCGCUGACGGAAAUGGCGUACACGGUCGUGCGGAUCCUGCAGCGUUUCGAGCGCGUAGAGAGUAGGGACGAGGAGUUUCCCAUGUUCAGGUCGGAUAUCGUGUUGCAGCCGGCCAAGGGGGUUAAGGUUGCUUUUGUUGGGCGGACGUGA